Molecule: messenger RNA, 1209 nt
Organism: Aureobasidium melanogenum CBS 110374
Lineage: Eukaryota; Fungi; Ascomycota; Dothideomycetes; Dothideales; Saccotheciaceae
Exons: 2
Biological process (GO): interstrand cross-link repair
Cellular component (GO): nucleus; mitochondrion
Molecular function (GO): single-stranded DNA 5'-3' DNA exonuclease activity
Source: RefSeq, a predicted model, not a curated record
GACACGCGAUCACCAAUCGAACGAUUUCGAACGCCUCCCAAGAAACCCCUCUCCGUUACCGACAUCAUAUCACCCGCAUGGUGCGAAUUACAGUACUGGUACAGCUUGACCAAGUAUGGAAGAGUCCGUCGAACCGCUGCCAUGAAACAAGGCUCCUCAGUACAUAAGGUACUAGAAGAACAGGCUGCUACUACUGUCACGGUCGAGGUUGAAACAAAAGAAGACGCCUUUGGUCUACGAAUCUGGAACAGUAUACAAAACCUACGCACACUGAGAACAACCGGUCAGGCUCGCGAAUUUGAAACCUGGGCCGUUAUCGAAGGUCAAGUUGUCAAUGGAAUCAUUGACGAGCUGAGUUACGAAUGUCCUGAUGAGGAUCUGGAAGCAAAUUUGGCUCAGCAGAAGGAGACAAAACCCAAGAGAGGAAGGUCGAAGAAACAGAAAGUCACUUCUGAGGACCAAACCAGUUUGGACACAUUCUUUAGUGGCUCUCAAACAGCCGAAAGCAAGGAUAGUGUCUGGCUAGGGAAUUCUCAUGUCAAUCGCAGGGUCUACAUCAAGGACGUCAAAACUCGGGGAUCGAAGAACAUGCCCAAAGGCGAGGCGUCCUUUCGACCAACUUCGAUGCAGCUAAUGAUGUAUCAUCGCAUGCUAACUCUACUUGCAUCGAACUCAGUACCGGCUGAGCAAGUUUUUGCUCGUUACGGCCUCGAUAGUAGCGUUGCUUGCAGCGAUAUGUUUGUUGCUCAGCUAGGCAGUAUCGACUCCGAUCACCAAAUCGAGGCAGCUGAACAAGCAGAGAUGCCCAUACAUGACACGAUCGAUGAGUUGCUUGCACACAACAGCCUCGAGAAAUUAUGGGCAUUGAUGAUAUCAGAAUUUCAGCUGGCUAUGCCAUUUUCCAACAAGCCGUCGACGCCAUCGCCUAUCGGUGAUGUCCUGAUGGCCGAGUACAGAGCAUCUGGCAGCGGUUCUGUUAUAGGAUCAAAGACCUUUGCCUACGAUCCCGAUGUAUUAGACGCCUACGUGAAGCAAACAAUGGCUUGGUGGAACGGCGAACGGAUGCCAAAAGGCGUCGAGAUCGAAGAGGCUUUCAAGUGUCGGAUGUGUGAGUUCGCUGAAGUAUGCGGCUGGCGCAAAAACAAGGUUGAGGAAGGCGUUCGCAAAGCCAGACUUCGGAAUCAAGGCAAGAAGAAAAGCGACGUUUGA